Messenger RNA from Microthlaspi erraticum, 726 nucleotides. The record is from the annotation of a GenBank genome assembly. Lineage: Eukaryota; Viridiplantae; Streptophyta; Magnoliopsida; Brassicales; Brassicaceae.
AUGAUGAGGGGUCUUGUUUCCGGCGCCAAGAGGCUAUCAACCCCAUCGUUGAUGGCGACAACCACCGCCACAGCUAGAAGAAGCUACAGUCUGAUUCCGAUGGUUAUCGAGCACUCGUCUCGCGGAGAGAGAGCUUACGAUAUCUUCUCUCGCUUGCUCAAGGAGCGUAUUAUCUGCAUCAACGGUCCCAUCAAUGACGACACCUCUCACGUCGUCGUCGCUCAGCUUCUCUACCUCGAGUCUGAGAAUCCUUCCAAGCCGAUCCAUAUGUAUCUCAAUUCGCCAGGCGGCCACGUCACCGCCGGUCUUGCGAUUUACGAUACUAUGCAGUACAUUCGAUCUCCGAUAAGCACAAUCUGUUUAGGCCAGGCUGCAUCAAUGGCUUCUCUCCUCUUGGCGGCGGGUGCCAAGGGGCAAAGGCGGUCGCUGCCAAAUGCAACCGUUAUGAUUCAUCAGCCUUCAGGGGGAUACAGCGGGCAGGCUAAGGAUAUAACGAUCCAUACGAAACAGAUUGUUCGUGUGUGGGAUGCGUUAAACGAGCUGUAUGUUAAACACACGGGACAGCCUCUUGACGUGAUUGCGAAGAACAUGGAUAGGGAUCAUUUCAUGACUCCUGAAGAGGCCAAGGCGUUUGGAAUAAUCGAUGAAGUGAUUGAUGAAAGACCGUUGGAGCUGGUGAAAGAUGCCGUUGGAAAUGAAAGCCAAGAUAAGAAGAGUUCGAGUUAG